AUUUUCAAAUAGUGGAGAACCGUAUUCUAGUGGAAUAUAUGGAUCGUAUUUGGAAACGAUCUAUGAAAUAUGUUUGAAUGCUGUGACACCAUAGACUUCGUUGCUUGGUAUUUUAGUACGUAUAUUCAGAAAGUUCUACCGCGAUUACGUCUGUUUGCCGAUAUUUUCGUCUAGAUCUUAAUUCAGUAACAAAAUGCACUCCAGUGGUCGAAAGAGCAAAACUUGGUAACCGCAGUAAAAGAGUAAAAGCCAACGUAUCGCAAAACACGGGUUCAAUUCAGAGGAGGAUACGCUUCAAUUGAAGGCUGACUUCUGCAGAAUCAUGCUAAGAAUCGUAACCAACAAGGUUAUCAGAAAACCUAAAACAAUUGUGUCCACUAUCGUCUUCAUGUCUGUACUACUUUAUCUUCAAUACUCUUUGAGUUUAAAAGCCAAACUAAGAGGAGAGUACACAAUAUUCCAGGAUGCCAGACUUGCAUUACUGGACAAUGAUUCAACAUUUCACAAUUUUUCAACUUUACCAGCCCACCUUACUGAGCUAUCAUUGUUCGAUGAUGAAAACAUCACGUCAACGUUAAAAAUUGGACACGUGAACGUUCACCUUUGGAAGAAAAUUUGUUCAAUUACAUUAGACAGCCUGAAAGAGUAUCCUCUCUUUCCCCAUUGGCCAGAUGUUCGAGGUUGUCCCAAAAUGCCUGAUAAUCUUGUAUCGAUAAUGCAUGGUUCUUGGAAUGCACAAAGGGUAAUGGGCCUUUUACACCCGCCAAUUUCUGGUCUCUACCAGUUUGAAAUUGCUUCAAAUUUCAUGUCAGAAUUUUGGCUGAGCCCUAGUAGGGUUCCAUCUCAUGCUAUUCUAAUGGCUAGAAUCAAUAAAAACACUCUGCAUGGCCUAGCAUACUCUAAAGGAGUGCACAUUCCAAGUUCAAAAGCUGUCCAUCUGAAAAGUGGAAAGCAGUACUACUUUGAAGUGCUCAACGUUAUCAAUAAUUUCAACUACGAACAAGUCCAGAUCAAGUGGAAGAUACCGGGGUCCACUGUGUUUUCGAAUAUUUUGAAUGAGUAUAUAUCUACGGUGUUGAUCAAUGAUACUAGUCUAGAUGCUAGAACAAGAACGGUCGUUCAAAUGUCACCAAGUAUUCAUUCAGAUGAAACACUAAAAAGACCCAAUCAACAAACAUGGCAGAAUGAUAUAACGACGACGUUUGGUCGUUUCUUUAAUACGUCAUUUACCAUGCAAAAACUCGAUGACUUAAUGUUUCUAAAGCAGGAAAUACUAGCCACAGCAUUCAACCAGUGCACCUAUUCACCUAGCUAUACCAAAAACCUUGACUUUAAGCCGUAUAGAGGGGUUUAUUUUACCCAUUUCUCUGAUGUUUUCCCGGCGGAUGACACUGGCGGGAAAGUCUGGAAGGGUUAUGUGGAAAAAGAAGAUCAUCGUGGCAACACUUUGAUUGAAGAACCAGUGGUGAUAGAUGUGGUGAAAAAGUUUAUGUCUUCGUUGGAAGAUACUUACCCAAAGCAAUUUUCUCUGGCGAACAUAGUGAGGGUAGAACGCAAUGUAGAUGCAAAACUCGGAAAUCGAUUCUUCCUGGAAAUGGUCCUACAAAAUAACAACACCCAUCUUUAUCACCGUGUAUCAGGGUAUUUUUUUCUACCCCAAAACAGCUCCGUUCUUUGCAUACCUGAAGGAAUGAUCUGGAAGCCUCGGGUUUUGAUUAACGUCAUUAUAAACACCAAAAACCAAGGUCCUUGGGUCGAACAUUAUAUCAGAAAUAUCGGUCGAGUGAUUAGAGAAACGCACGAUGAAAUGAUCAGGAUUAUAAUAGUGGAUUAUGGAAACAAUGGACUCGAACCUGAAAAGGAAUUUAAGAGGAAUGGUAUCACCAAUUUCGAAGUYAUCAAACAAAAUGGAAAAUUCCACAAAACCUUUGCCAUCGAACUUGCCGUGGACAGCAUCAAGGAUCCCAACAGCAUUGUUUUCCUCACCGACCUUCAUUUGCACAUGCCCAAUGAUAUUUUUGAUAGCGUGCGAAAACACACGAUACAAGGCAAGAUGUGUUACACUCCCGUUGUCUUCCGUUUGAAACACUGCUCAAGACCCGAGACAGAACAAACUUCUGUCACGGGUUUUUGGGAUAGCUAUGCUUUUGGAGUUUUCAGUACCUACAAGACUGAUUGGAACUAUUUUGGUGGUUUAAAUGUUACAGCCUUCCAAAACAAGUGGGGUGGAGAAGAUUGGGAGAUGGUUGACAGAAUUUUAAAGAAAGAACUUGAGAUUGAGCGCCUAAGGUUGCCACAUUUUUAUCACUUUUUUCAUGAUAAGAAUAAUAUGUGGGAUAACGCGGUGUAACGUGUAGUCUCGUGGGCAUAGAAUACCCAUUAUUCUACACAGUCAUCGUAUACUACACGGUCAUAGUAUACUACGCAGUCAUCUUAUACUACACGGUCAUCGUAUACUACACGGUCAUCGUAUACUACACGGUCAUCGUAUGCUACACGGUCAUCGUAUACUACACGGUCAUCGUAUGCUACACAGUCAUCGUAUACUACACAGUCAUCUUAUACUACACGGUCAUCGUAUACUACACGGUCAUCGUAUACUACACGGUCAUCGUAUACUACACGGUCAUCGUAUGCUACACAGUCAUCGUAUACUACACGGUCAUCUUAUACUACAC
Molecule: messenger RNA, 2678 nt
Organism: Actinia tenebrosa (Australian red waratah sea anemone)
Lineage: Eukaryota; Metazoa; Cnidaria; Anthozoa; Actiniaria; Actiniidae
Cellular component (GO): Golgi cisterna membrane
Molecular function (GO): acetylgalactosaminyltransferase activity
Source: RefSeq, a predicted model, not a curated record